AUGGCUCCCAGAUUCAAGGAUGGAGAUGCCGUGGUUGCUAUCAACGGCAAAUGGGUUACUUGGACUCACACGGUCUUCGCAUACGCUGCCUUCUUCAGCGCCCUUAUAGUCGGUGUUGCUUUGCAUUAUCAGAAGAUCGUGCAAAAUGAACACUACGGUUACCCCGACGAAUGGUUUCCCUCCGUAUCCGCGACAAUUGGCGAUCGAUACCCCGAGCGUUCUUUCUUCCAAGUCUUCAUUGCAAUCACCUCCGGUCCCCGCUUCCUUCUCGUCUUCCUGUGGUAUAUCAUCACCGCUCGUCCCAAUUCGUCUCUCCCGAAGAUCGUGGCCGGUGUGGGUGUCUUCCGAACCCUGACUUGCGGUGGAUGGACCUAUGUCACCUCAACUGAUGAUCACGAUUGGCACGAUAUCUUUAUGAUCUCUUAUUUGGUCGCCACUUUGCCGUGGACACUGGGCUGCCUUGCUUUGAGCCCCAACAACCGCCAAGCUGUCAAGUACCGUAAGAUCAUGGCCAGUUUGUUCUUUGGAACUCUGGUGCCAUUGAUCUACUAUUUCAUUCAGCACAAAGUCCACAAGGUUCCCGGUGCCUACACCCGGUACGCCUUCUUUGAGUGGUCUCUGAUCUUGUUCGACGUUGGAUUCGAUGCCAUUACGGUACUUGAUUUCGAGGGCCUUGAAUUGGUUAUCCGCGAUGUGAAGGGAGUUAGCAGAGGGCAGUUGAAGACGACUGCGGACUCGGUCCUUGAAAAAGGGAAGGGUAAGCCUGUGAGCAACACCUUUGGCGAGGGUUUCUUCUGGACUGAAAUCCUGGAUGCCGCGGCCGAUGUUUACAACGGCUUCGUUUUCUGGACUAUUGUGACUGGCCUGCCCGUUCUUGUGUGGUACUUCCCUCUGUGGCACAUGGGUAUCUCUGGCUAUGAGGUUGCCAUUGUCGCUUGCAUUUCUCCUCUGCUCUUCGCCAUCCCGUCCUUGAGAUCUGCUGCCACCAAGAACUUGCGCCUGCUUCACCUCCUGUCACUUACGGCCCUCGUGGCCUACAAAUUCCAGGACCCUGCCAACCGACUGUUCGUCACCGCUUUUGCUCUGUCGACCACAUGUGCCGCUUGGGUUGCUAGCUUCUUCGCCGAGCGUGGAAAUACCGCUCGUCUCGAGUCUCGCAUCAUGGCAUGGGGCAUUGGUUUGAUCAUGUCAACUGUUGCCAAGUUUGCCUGCACGACAAACAACCCACUUUGGCCUGUCAUGCACAGCGAGAACGGCGGUUGGAACAAGAUUGGCCUCUUCAUUGCCAUCUUUGCUGUCUUACGCUCCCAGAGGGGCUCCAUCACCAGUGGAAGUGAUUAUCUGCCCGCUAGCGGCAAGAAGGGCUCAUCUCUUCUGGCCGGUGUUGGUUUCGGAGGUCUUCUCUUCGCCAUUGUCUCGCUUCUGACCGACUCAAGCACUAUGAUUUCAUGGGUAUGGGAUGGAUAUCCCGUCCGUGGACCCAUUGCUGUGCCUCACGGUGCUGUGACCAUCUUCGCCAUGGGUGCUGGUCUUGUUUAUGGUAUCUUCAACCCCGCAAUCGCCGGCAGCUGGACCGCUUACGGCAUCGGCUCCGUCGGUGCUGCUCUUUUGACCUACUAUCACCACUGGACUGGAUACUACGGUGCUCUUAUCCUUGCUUUCUACAUUAUGGCUGUCGCCCCUGUCAUGAUCAAAUCUGGCGUUCGUCACUCCCCGGCGAGCACCUUUGGUCUUGGAUUUGUCCUGUACAUCUUCCUGUUGCUCUUCCAUGUCUGGGUUGUUGCCUAUGCCUUCGUCCCUGGUGGUCCGCUCGUGCGCGAACGCACUGAUUGGGUCAUGAUUACCACCAUGCUCGCCAUUGGUGCCGGUAUUUUCUCUGCUGCCACUUCGAACUCUGGUCGCUCUCGUGCCCACAAACCCGUCAGCCCCAACAGCAAGAGACAGCGAUCUUACUACAUCUACGUCCUCGCCGCGUUGCAGCUUCUCUCGGUGUCUGUGGCUUACCUGCGUUUCCCCACUAACGACUACAAGCCCCACCACCCUGAGGAGAAGAUUGUGACUGCUGGUAUCUGGACCGUUCACUUCGGUCUGGAUAACGACAUGUGGGCAUCAGAGCGUCGUAUGCGUGAUGUUCUUGGCGAACUCGAGCUGGAUGUCGUUGGUUUCUUGGAAUCAGACAACCAACGCAUCAUUAUGGGUAACAAGGAUGUCACCCAAUACAUUGCCGAGGAUCUUGGUUACUACACCGAUUUCGGCCCAGGACCUAACAAGCACACAUGGGGUUCUGCUCUUCUUUCCAAGUUCCCCAUUGUCAACUCGACUCACCACCUUCUUCCGUCUCCUGUGGGUGAGCUGGCUCCCGCAAUCCACGCCACUCUGGAUAUGUAUGGCGAGAUGGUAGACAUUGUUGUCUUCCACUCUGGCCAGGAGGAGGAUCCUGAAGAUCGCCGCCUUCAAAGCCAAUACCUGUCCAAGUUGAUGGGCUCAUCUCCUCGUCCGCUCAUCCUGUUGAGUUACCUGGUCACCAGGCCGCUCGAGGGUAACUACAACACCUACGUCAGCGACGUGAGCCAGAUGAAGGAUAUCGACCCCACUGAUUUGGACCGUUGGUGCGAGUAUGUUCUCUUCAAGAAGAUCCACCGCACCGGCUACGCCAGAAUCAGUCGGGACACAAUCACCGACACUGAGAUCCAGGUUGGCAAGUUCGUGGUUGGUGAACCUGAACCGGAGAAUGAGAUGCGCAUCCCCGAGGAGAUGGUGCCCGUUGGUCGCCGUUUCCCUGCCCUAUUCCGUGGAGAGGGUGUGCGUGGUCACCGGUACCAUGUGUUCGAUGAGCCCCGUUACUGGCAAUAA
Penicillium verhagenii is the source of this 2853-nucleotide messenger RNA. RefSeq lists its product as uncharacterized. Gene Ontology annotation, biological process: fungal-type cell wall organization; GPI anchor biosynthetic process. The transcript has 6 exons. Bases 1 to 2853 code for a protein of 950 amino acids. The record is from RefSeq and is a predicted model, not a curated record. Gene Ontology annotation, cellular component: endoplasmic reticulum. NCBI's taxonomy places the organism in Eukaryota, Fungi, Ascomycota, Eurotiomycetes, Eurotiales, Aspergillaceae.